Molecule: messenger RNA, 942 nt
Organism: Mesocestoides corti
Lineage: Eukaryota; Metazoa; Platyhelminthes; Cestoda; Cyclophyllidea; Mesocestoididae
Source: the annotation of a GenBank genome assembly
AUGCGUAAGGUCUUUAUCAGAAGUUUAACUCCUAUUUAUGAUACAGUUCGAAGGUUCCUAGACCAAGGAAAGCUACCUCAUCUGCUAUUUUAUGGUCCGCCUGGAACCGGUAAAACGAGUACUAUACUUGCUGUUGCAAAACAGCUUUUUAGUCCAAAUGAGUUCGCUUCAAUGGUCCUUGAGUUAAAUGCUUCGGACGAGCGUGGCAUUGGUGUGGUCCGUGAGCAGGUACUGACUUUUGCCAGCACGAAGACUUUGUUCUCGGGAAAGUUCAAGCUUGUAAUUUUGGACGAAGCGGAUGCCAUGACCAAGGAUGCCCAGAACGCCCUCAGACGAAUCAUUGAAAAGUUCACGGAAAACACCCGUUUUUGUCUCAUUUGCAACUACCUCUCGAAGAUCACACCGGCCAUUCAGUCUCGGUGCACCCGAUUCCGUUUUUCGCCAGUUGAUAAGGACCAAAUGGUAGACCGUCUUACCGAUAUCGCGAAAAAAGAGUGUUUUCAACUUACUGAUGAUGGCAAGAUCGCCAUUUACCGACUUUCUUCUGGUGAUAUGCGUAAAGCCAUCAAUUUAUUACAGAGUGCCUCAAUGUCCAGCCACAUCGUUGACGAGGCUGUCGUCUACGCCUGCACAGGUUAUCCAACUCCGGCAGAAAUGAAAACCGUGCUUGACUGGUGUCUUAAUGAGCCACUUGCUGCAGCAUUCAAAAAUAUACUUAAAAUGAAGGCUGAAAAGGGAAUCGCCCUUCAAGACAUCCUCUCUGAACUGCAUCUGUUAAUUAUGCGAGUAAAAAUCCCAGACGCCGUGAAGGCCGACCUGCUAGUGGUACUGGCGGAGGUGGAGCACCGCAUGUCAUUGGGAGCCUCUGAAAAGCUUCAACUCGGCGCCCUCUGUGGAGCAUUUGCUAGGGCGAAACAUUCCUUAGAAGAACUCGAUGCUUGA